UUACGUCAUAUGUCUGCGACGUCACCCGCCGUACGACCUUCUAACAGACGCUUUGACAGUACAAUGUGGUGUUGAUUAGAGUUUGUUUGGUCGUCUUUACUUGGCCAGAAAUUAUGUUUCGUGUUACUUUGACACUGUGUACCAGGGGCAUCUCUACACGGCUGAUUUCCUCUUUAUCCGGAGAAAGUUUUCUUCCGUCAAAUUUACGUCUCCCAUCAAAUCUAAUAAGGGCUCCGAAACAAAAGGCAAUCCUCCCCACCGGUUCUGAUCUUCAAGUCCUGCGAAGAUGUGAUGAUGAUAUUCCAGCUCAUCUCGCACCUGUUCAGACAUGGCUGCACUCUUUAGGAAGUUAUGACAGCGAGCCGUUGGGGGUUGUUGAUCUUCAUCCUGAUGUGUUUUCUGUGCCGGUCAGGCUCGACAUACUCCAUGAAGUGGAGGUCUGGCAGAGGAAUUUCAAAAGAAUUAGCUCUGCCAGUGUGAAGAGCAGGGCUGAGGUCAGAGGAGGAGGCAGAAAGCCCUGGAAACAGAAGGGAAGCGGACGAGCUCGGCAUGGAAGCAUUCGCUCCCCGUUAUGGAAAGGAGGUGGAGUAUCUCAUGGUCCAAGAGGACCAACCAGUUUUUAUUACAUGCUGCCUAUGAAGGUGCGUGUACAAGGACUGAAAAUCGCAUUGACUGCUAAACUUGUACAGGAUUACCUUCAUGUUAUUGACACUUUGGAGAUUCCUACUCCAGACCCACAGUAUCUAGAGGAACUGGUGAAACACAGGCAGUGGGGGGAUUCGCUCCUGAUUGUGGAUGUAGGAGAGGACUUCUCUCCCAACAUUCUACAGGCCACAGCAAACUUGAAGACUAUAAAUAUCAUUCCAGCCAUAGGCCUGAACAUUCACAGCAUGUUGAAACACGAAAGUCUGGUCCUCACGCUGGAGGCUGUGAAGUUUCUAGAAAAGAAGUUGCUGUGGCACGACUCUCGCUUCACACCGCUCUACCCUUUCAAACUGCCCUAUAGUGACAUGCCAUGAACUUCAGUCUAUUAAAAACACAUUUAUUUCAUAAA
Tachysurus vachellii is the source of this 1054-nucleotide messenger RNA. It is a transcript of the gene mrpl4, whose product is annotated as mitochondrial ribosomal protein L4. Gene Ontology annotation, biological process: translation. Gene Ontology annotation, cellular component: ribosome. The coding region runs from base 114 to 1019 and encodes 301 amino acids. The record is from RefSeq and is a predicted model, not a curated record. Gene Ontology annotation, molecular function: structural constituent of ribosome. NCBI's taxonomy places the organism in Eukaryota, Metazoa, Chordata, Actinopteri, Siluriformes, Bagridae. The transcript has 9 exons.